Molecule: messenger RNA, 2404 nt
Organism: Toxotes jaculatrix (banded archerfish)
Lineage: Eukaryota; Metazoa; Chordata; Actinopteri; Toxotidae
Gene: stard10
Product: StAR-related lipid transfer (START) domain containing 10
Exons: 6
Coding region: 690-1478 (262 amino acids)
Molecular function (GO): lipid binding
Source: RefSeq, a predicted model, not a curated record
CCACUGCCACCUGCCACAGCAGCGACGCAGCGAUGGAGAGCUGCUGCAAAUGAUUGUAAACCCACGGAAGACCGAAAUCCAGAGAGAAAGACAAAGACAGGAAAAGAUAGGAGAGACACAGAGAAAGAGACAGAGAGUGAGAGAGAGAGAGUGUGUCAAGCGGAACCACAGAAACAUAUGGUUUGUCUGAAGAGCGGCUGUUUCUGAGGACUGCUCAACCGGGCUCAAACUUAUUCAACCACCGUGAUCAGCUACAAGGCUCGUUUGAUUCGUCCUUUUCAUUUUUUUCUGACACUUCUUCGCAUUAUUUUCGUGUGCUGUGAUCUGUGUGAGGCUGUGCUUACACCUCUGUUAGAUUAGUUUGUGCGGGCUGGAUUGCGGUUGUUGUGCCUCCCUGAACGCGCGCACACUCACACACACAUACACACGCGCACGCACGCACACACACAUCAUCAUCAUCACAAGACGCGGUGCAGCCUACAAAAGCUUCUUGCAAGGAGGAAAUUGAAUUAGACAAGUUAUUCCCACAGAAAAGGAGGACAAGAGAGGCUGGCUCUCGGCUGUCGUUUGCUUUCCCGGCUCACCGUGUCUCCUCCGGGCCCAGCAGGAGUCUCGUAAACCGCCCCCUCCCCGCACCCUCACCCCUCUCCUCCCUUUCCUGUCCUCCCACCUUCGCCCGGUAACACGCCAUGUCUGGACAAACUGUGACCAUCCCGGAUGACCGGGCGUUCGCCAGCUUCAAGGCCGAGUGUCUUUGCGAGGAGGGCUGGAGCACAACCUACAGCAAGGGGGGCAUCACGGUGUGGGUCCACGGUCUGGAGGAAGGGAAGUCUGUUCACAAAAUUAAGUGUCGGAUGGUGUGUAAGGACGUGUCAGCUGAUACCAUGUACGACGUUCUCCAUGACAUUGAAUACAGAAGGAAAUGGGACACAAACGUCAUCGAGACUUUCGACAUCGGGAAACUCACGGUCAAUGCGGACGUUGGCUACUACUCAUGGAAGUGUCCAAAACCUCUUAGGAACCGCGACGUCAUCACGCUUCGCUCCUGGCUGCCAAUAGGAAAGGAUUACAUCAUCAUGAACUACUCCGUCAAACAUGCCAAAUACCCUCCUAAAAAGGACAUGGUGCGAGCUGUGUCCAUUCAGACUGGGUACAUGAUACAGAGCCAGGGACCCAACCACUGUACCCUCACGUACAUGGCCCAGGUAGAUCCACGAGGUUCAUUACCCAAGUGGGUUGUCAACAAGUCUUCCCACUUCCUUGCUCCUCGCGCUAUGAAGAAGAUCAACAAAGCCUGUUUGAAGUAUUCAGAGUGGAAGCAGAGACACAACCCUGGCUUCAAGCCCUGGCUCUACCCCGAACAGACUACAUUACCCAGCAUCCCACUUUCUGAGCUCAGCAUCCAGCAUGCCGAGAGCCUGGAGAAUAUUGAUGAGAGCUCUCUUGCUGAGACCCAGGAGAGAGAUGACAGCGACUAACAAACGCAUAGGCAUAGACAAACACUCACAGACAUAAACACACACAGACAUAGCCACAUAUUCAAAUGCACACACAAACAUUAAUGCACAUCUACAGCCGCACGUGGUUAGAUGUGAUUCACUAUGUGUGUGUAUACAUGCACAUACAUUCCUGAUUUCAUACUGUACAUGUAUUUACAUAUGCAGACAUACUAACAGGCAUUUAUGUAAACAUUCGUGCACACACACCAACUCAUACUUCACCAACGUGGUCCUAUACUUACAUACAUAAUGUAUGAACACACACAUAUUCAAACGUGCAUCAUGUUGUAGAUGCACUCAUGGGUACACACCCACUCACUCACAAGGGGCUGCAAGACCUAUUUUUACAAGUCAGUAAAGUAAUAUUUGAUGUAGUCAAAAAAGUGACUGUAAAUGUGAUUUUUCAUGCCUGUUUAAGGGAUAUCAAAGUUUUCUAAUCGGGGCCUCUCCAGAUGAUCAUAGAAAAAUAUUUUUUCAUUAAGAUUUGGUGAAAAUAUGGAAAAUGGAUUUCAAAAUUAUACUUUCCUCCUGGGAAAAACACUGGUGCAACCCCUUGUGGUCAAGUAUACAUUAAGAAUAUACCUGUGUAGACACACAGACACGCACCAUUCAUUCAUACUAUACAUUUAUGCACUCACAUGUGUACACACUAGGUUUGUCUCUUUCUGCCCAUGUUGUCUAUGUGUCUCCAUCACAUUUUGUAAGCACAUAAUAAAUAUGCAGGUGUGCAGAAGGCAGCUGGAACCCCAUACCCAACCUGCAACCCUGUCAAUACACACACACACACACACACACACACACAUACAGAUUUUACACUCACACGUACUGUCUGCUCCUCUAUUUGAGAGAUGUAUGAAUGUAUGUAGAGUUUAAAAAUUAAAUACAGAUUACUACAAAGGUUUUCA